AUGCCUAUUGCCAAAAUCUCGCCCUCGCUGCUUUCCGGAGACUUUGGUAUCCUCGCCGCCGAGUGCAAGCGCAUGGUGUCUCACGGAGCUGACUGGCUGCACAUGGAUGUCAUGGAUGGUCAUUUUGUCCCCAACAUCACCAUCGGCGCCCCAGUCAUUUCAUGCCUGAGCAAGCACCUUAAUGCCUUCCUGGACUGCCAUAUGAUGGUUUCGCACCCCGAAAAGUGGGUCGACGACUUUGCAAAGGCCGGCGCCUCGCUUUACUGCUUCCACAUCGAGGCUACCGAAAACGCCUCGGCCUUAAUUGACAAGAUCCACGCUGCCGGUAUGAAGGCCGGCGUCGCAGUCAAGCCCAAGACCCCCAUCUCCACGGUCAUGGAUCUCGGCGACAAGAUGGACAUGUGCCUGGUCAUGACGGUCGAGCCCGGCUUUGGUGGACAGAGGUUUAUGGCGGAGUGCAUGCCCAAGGUCAGGGAGCUGCGUGCGCGGUUUCCAGAUCUGGAUAUCGAAGUCGAUGGAGGCAUUGCCCUCGAGAAUAUUGAUGCUGCUGCUGAGGCCGGUGCUAACGUCAUUGUUGCGGGAACCUCCAUCUUUAAGGCUUCUGAUAUCUCGGGUACCAUUGAGACCUUUAGAACUAAGGUCAACACUGAACAAGCUUUGUUGGCCAAGAAGUAA
This is a messenger RNA of Gamsiella multidivaricata, 675 nucleotides long. RefSeq names its product ribulose-phosphate 3-epimerase. Bases 1 to 675 code for a protein of 224 amino acids. The record is from RefSeq and is a predicted model, not a curated record. Gene Ontology annotation, cellular component: cytosol. The transcript has 3 exons. Gene Ontology annotation, biological process: carbohydrate metabolic process; pentose-phosphate shunt, non-oxidative branch; pentose-phosphate shunt. Gene Ontology annotation, molecular function: metal ion binding; D-ribulose-phosphate 3-epimerase activity. NCBI's taxonomy places the organism in Eukaryota, Fungi, Mortierellomycota, Mortierellomycetes, Mortierellales, Mortierellaceae.